CUAACUCGAGUCCUCGCUGCAGGAGGUCGGGCUCAUCACCGUGAUGAUGAUGAUGAUGAUGCUGCUGGUGGUCUGGUGAAGCUGUUCGGUUAGCCGGGGCCAGCUCGUCACCGGAGCUACAUUUAUCACACUCUGGGUGUUCGUCACCGACGGUAGCCGGUGUUCCGGUGUUGUGCAGCGGCUGGACGGAACACAAGAUGCGGCGGUAGCUGCUGUUAACCCGCAAUGAGCCGCAGAGCAGCAGCGGACAGCGGCUAGUUCUGCUAACCAGCAACAUGACUCACACACAGUAGAGAGGAGCUGCUGUCUGCUGGACUGGAGUUAGCUGCAGUUAGCGGCUAACUCCAGCUAGUAGCAGUCCACGUCCACGGUUAGCUGCUGCUGGAGGAGGAGGAACAUGGAAGCCGAGGAGGAAGAGUGGAACAAAGACCUGAGUGCACACAAACUGCUGCUGGAUAAAAAGGUGCUCUACAAGCAGAAUGGAAGGAUCGGUAUAGUGAGAACACUCCACAGCCUGUUGAAAACCCAGAACACACUGCAGAUUCAGUCCAUCGCCCGCUCAGAAUGUGCUGGCUCCUGUCCAAAUCUGAUGAUGAGUAGGAGCGAGCACGCCGAUGCGAGGCCCGUCCCCGUGGCCCUCACCCCCCAGCUCCCCCCCAGAGCUCACCGGCCCCUCUGCAUGUCGGUCUCCUCCGACAGCAGCGGACGCUUCAGAGCUCUGGAGACGCAGGAGUGGAAGAACAACCUCAAAGCUCAGAUGGAGCAGGCCCACAGUGCCGGAGCCGCCAGCAGCACCGGAUCUCUGGAGCGAGCGUCUCUGUUCUGCGCCUCGGCGUCCACCACAGCGUCCAGCUCCGGCCUGUCCAGCCCAGUGGAGAUCCUCAACAAGAGUAAAUCCUCCAGCCGCUUCUCUCUCUUCUCUCCGCCCUGGAACAGCAGCUCCGAGUCCGACUCCAACCCGCCGUCCCGCUCGGGCUCCAAGAAGCUGCGUAACUACAGCAGGCGAGCCGCCACGGGGCCGGCCGGUGCCAGGGGCCCCGACACGCCUGAGCCCAAACCCAGCGGGCCGGAACACUUCCAGUACUCUGAACCCGUCAUCUCCAAGGUGACGGACUACAUCUAUGUGGGCAACCUGAACGCGGCGUACAACGGGCGCACUCUGUGCCGCAACAACAUUGACAGCAUCAUCGACAUGAGCAGUGUGCCCGGAGAACCGGGCCCCAGCCUCAACCUCAUACCGUGCACCUGCUCCCGCGGCGCCCGCCACAGCUGGUCCCGCCUCAAAGUGGACAUCGGAGACGUGCCGGACGCCCUGGGUGACGGCCCGGCCCUGAAGCAGCGCUGCUUCGAGGACAUCAACGAGUGCAUCGACGCCUCCACAGAGAAGAGGAAGCGCGUCCUGGUCCAUUGUCGAGAUGGUUUCUCUCUGGCGCCGACGUGCAUCAUCCAGUACCUGAUGGUGAAACAGAACAUGAGGCUGAUCGCCGCCUACGAGCUGCUGAGGGCCAAGUACCCGGUCAACAUCAGGGAGUGCCACCAAAACGUGCUGGUGAGCCUGGAGAGGGCGCUGCGGCCCGGAGGCAACGUCGACCCCGAGUGCUUCAAACAGGCCAUCUCGCGCAAAGUGGCGUGGACCUGACUCCCAACAUGCUCGGCUGCUGCUCAAGACUCUCUUUACUCCUCCACCCUCCCAUGGUAUUAGAUAUGUUCCUAAAAGGCAGCUGUACUUCCCACGUAGACUGGUCAACUGGAUAUUAUUGUCCCCACUUGAGUUCAGUGGUUGUAAAAGUUAUGAUGUAUUUCAAACCUGUAAAUGUGACCUGGCUGUGACGCCCCCCCACACCCCUCCUCUCAGAACAGGAGACGCAAUAGACUUCACUGUAAUAUAGACAGCUUCUUGGUAUAACGAUGUAAUCGUGUUGGCUGUAUAGUUGAUAUAGUCCUGCUUCAGUUCUGUGCCAUGCCGUCGUGGUGGUGUUUUAUAUCAGGGGAAUUUCUUAACGGGAGAUCUCAGGAGAUUAUUGAUGUCAUUCCAGUACAGGGUGGGAAAUUACUCAGUAGGUUAGUCUACAACCCCGUUCACACCUGGCACUCAAAUACAUCUUGGUAAGCUUUGUGUUGGAAGGGUCGCUGUUCGUCUAGAUUACACAGCAGGCAUCACUUUCAGCUCAUUGUUCAGCUGUCUGUCCACUACUUUAAUGUUUUGCUUUAAACCCGACUGUUCAGCUAGUGAACAUAGUAGAGCAUUUAGCAGCUAAAGGGACAGAUGGUAGAGAUUAGGGCUGUCAAAAUUGGCCAAAAAUGACGUUCGAAUAUUUGUUCUAAAAAAAGUAGGGCUGUCAAUUGAUUAAAACAGUUAAUUGCAAUUAAUCGCACAUUUCUUAUCUGUUCUAAAUGUACCUUAAAAGGAGAUUUGUAAAGUAUUUACUACUCUUAUCAAC
Molecule: messenger RNA, 2441 nt
Organism: Sebastes umbrosus (honeycomb rockfish)
Lineage: Eukaryota; Metazoa; Chordata; Actinopteri; Perciformes; Sebastidae
Exons: 5
Coding region: 398-1639 (413 amino acids)
Biological process (GO): protein dephosphorylation; negative regulation of MAPK cascade
Cellular component (GO): cytoplasm
Molecular function (GO): protein tyrosine/threonine phosphatase activity; MAP kinase tyrosine/serine/threonine phosphatase activity
Source: RefSeq, a predicted model, not a curated record